Molecule: messenger RNA, 1603 nt
Organism: Molossus molossus (Pallas's mastiff bat)
Lineage: Eukaryota; Metazoa; Chordata; Mammalia; Chiroptera; Molossidae
Gene: HDHD2
Product: haloacid dehalogenase like hydrolase domain containing 2
Exons: 7
Coding region: 199-978 (259 amino acids)
Biological process (GO): dephosphorylation
Molecular function (GO): phosphatase activity
Source: RefSeq, a predicted model, not a curated record
GGGGCCGAGUGCAGUGAGCCUGGGCGAUGGCGGCAGUCUGUGCCGAGUGCCGGGAGAUUCCUGCUCUAGGAAGCGUAGAGACCCGGAUGCUUGGGUUUAGUAAACUCAGAAGCCUUUAUUGACCGCUAGGUAGUACAGCGGCACGGGCGCACAGCCCUUUCCUCGCCGAGCUUAGCAGUCGGGACAGUGGAAUGAAGGAUGGCAGCACGCCGUGCACUAAAAGCUGUUUUGGUAGAUCUCAAUGGCACACUUCACAUUGAAGAUGCAGCUGUGCCAGGCGCACAGGAAGCUCUUAAAAGGUUACGUGGUACUUCUGUAAUGGUUAGGUUUGUGACCAAUACAACCAAAGAGAGCAAGAAAGACCUGCUGGAAAGGUUGAAAAAACUGGAGUUUGAUAUCUCUGAAGAUGAGAUAUUUACUUCUCUGACUGCAGCCAGAAAUUUAGUAGAGCAUAAACAAGUCCGGCCCAUGCUGCUGGUUGAUGAUCGGGCACUACCUGAUUUCAAAGGGAUACAAACAAGUGAUCCUAAUGCUGUGGUCAUAGGAUUGGCACCAGAACAUUUUCAUUAUCAAAUUCUGAACCAAGCAUUCCGGUUACUCCUGGAUGGGGCACCGCUGAUAGCAAUCCACAAAGCCAGGUAUUACAAAAGGAAAGAUGGCUUAGCCCUGGGGCCUGGACCAUUUGUGACGGCUUUGGAGUAUGCCACAGACACCAAAGCCACAGUAGUGGGAAAACCAGAGAAAACAUUCUUUUUGGAAGCACUGCGGGGCACUGGCUGUAAACCUGAGGAGGCCGUCAUGAUAGGAGACGACUGCAGGGAUGAUGUUGGUGGGGCUCAGAAUGUCGGCAUGCUGGGCAUCUUGGUAAAAACUGGGAAAUACCGAGCAGCAGAUGAAGAAAAAAUUAAUCCACCUCCAUACUUAACUUGUGAGAGUUUCCCUCAGGCUGUGGAGCACAUUCUGCAGCAUCUACUAUGAACUAUUAUGUGAAUCAGAAGCAACUUGAAACACAGCUUUUCAUCGCCUGGAACGAAUCUCUCACCAACUUGGUGCAGACACAGCCAUCAGCGCUGACAUGUGCAGCCCUCUUAUUGUGCACUAAUUAGAAAGAAAGGUAUUGAAUUACAGCCAGCCUCUAAGCCUGCUUAUCUCUUUUGUUGUAUUUUGUAAAAGAAGAUGAGACUCAAAGAAAGGGAAAGCUGAGAUUUUUUUGCAAUUCCUUUUAAAAUAUUCAUCAGAUUAGGCAGGGCUAGGAGGGAGAAGCUACUGCAGGGAGUCGUGUUCUCUGCUGGCUCCUCACUGGUAAAUUGGAGGGUGCAUUCAGAUUGUGAAUAAAGUUGAAAGGUGCAUUUGGCUGUAGUUUUAAUAUUCAGUUCAGCUGUGAAACCCAUCAGAAGUGCCAAGUGGAGUACAUGUCAGAAGAAACAAAAUAAAUUGUCCUUUAGCCUGAGUGAUCGAGUGAAUUUGCUUUAACAGAUGAAAACUAGAUUAUCUGCUAUAUUAUUCCCAGCACGGAUGACUUCUUUUUCUCUUCAUUAGCCAGAGAUGACUAAUUUAAAUUUAGAACCUGAUUUUAAUUUAAAAUAAUAUUUCCAUUAAUAAC